AAAUAAUAGACUCAGGUAAACAAACACCCCUUUGUGAGAGUGUUUCUUGGCUAUAUAUAGCCUCCCUCUUCUCCCAUUACCUUCCUCCCCAUCCUCCACCAUCACCCGCCCCGGAACAAGCCAACCCAACACCCCAACACCCUCACCAACACUUCCAACUCAACCACCCACCCAAACCCCCCCUACAAAACCAAGAUGUCUGGACGCGGAAAGAGCGGCGGAAAGGGACUCGGAAAGGGCGGUGCCAAACGUCACCGUAAGAUCUUGCGGGAUAACAUCCAAGGCAUCACUAAGCCUGCCAUCCGAAGACUUGCCCGUCGAGGAGGAGUCAAGCGAAUCUCCGGCCUGAUCUACGAAGAGACCCGCGGGGUGCUCAAAAUCUUCCUAGAGAAUGUCAUCCGAGACUCAGUCACCUACACCGAACAUGCCAAGCGGAAAACAGUCACCUCUCUCGAUGUGGUCUAUGCUCUCAAACGCCAGGGUCGAACACUUUACGGCUUCGGCGCAUGAGCUACCUUGCUCCCCCCCUUCCCUCGGUUUCAGCCUAUCUGCCCUUCAAACUUGUUAUUGUUGUGACUUCUUCAGAACUGUCUUGUAUUUCCAGUUGUUUUUUUUUCGUGUGCGUGCAUCUAUAGGCAUCAAUAGAACACAGAUCACUCUGUAUAAUUAUCAUACUUAGCUUCUCAACAAAUCGCUUCAGUGCAUUCACGGCAAAUCAGCCCGAUUGUCAAGAUAUUGUUCAAACACAUUUACCCACCUCGGGUUUGCCUUCCAUUGACUUUCACCAUCAUUGGGUAAUGAGUUAUUGUUCCACAUUCACUGGCAUGACCGAUUGAGGAGAGACGACUACCACAUAUUUACAUACACCCCCACCCAGCUUGAACAUGCAUUUAUUAUUGAUUCGUAACUCAAUUGAAUAAUGCAAAGAUAACGUUAGAACUUUGCCUGCUUCUUUGCUAGCGCAUUAUUUCUGAGCUAUGUGGCUGCAUGGUCAUCCACUUCCUUGCUCCAACA
Molecule: messenger RNA, 1014 nt
Organism: Puccinia graminis f. sp. tritici CRL 75-36-700-3
Lineage: Eukaryota; Fungi; Basidiomycota; Pucciniomycetes; Pucciniales; Pucciniaceae
Product: histone H4
Exons: 3
Coding region: 196-510 (104 amino acids)
Biological process (GO): nucleosome assembly
Cellular component (GO): nucleosome
Molecular function (GO): structural constituent of chromatin; DNA binding; protein heterodimerization activity
Source: RefSeq, a predicted model, not a curated record